Solanum tuberosum (potato) is the source of this 1123-nucleotide messenger RNA. Its product is annotated as probable prefoldin subunit 3. Gene Ontology annotation, biological process: microtubule-based process; tubulin complex assembly; protein folding. The coding region runs from base 65 to 751 and encodes 228 amino acids. The record is from RefSeq and is a predicted model, not a curated record. Gene Ontology annotation, cellular component: prefoldin complex; cytoplasm. Gene Ontology annotation, molecular function: tubulin binding. Lineage: Eukaryota; Viridiplantae; Streptophyta; Magnoliopsida; Solanales; Solanaceae. The transcript is spliced from 6 exons.
CAGCCCAUACUAAAGACAUGGUAAAUUCUUUCUUGUUCAGUCCUGCAGGGUUCUAACAUUCCCAAUGAAUAAAGUGAUGCCAAAACCCACAAGAGAGUUUAAUUAUCAGUGCAAACCAAACUCGAUGGAAAUAGCGGCAGAGUCGUCGUCGGCGACGGAAAGUGGGUUAACGGAGAGAAGGGGAAUACCAGCGGCGUCAUUUGUAGAAGAUGUUCAGUCCUAUCUCAAUCAUUCUGGUCUCGAUGUCAACUCUGCUCUUUCCUUUCUCCAAGAAAGACUUCAGCAGUAUAGGGUGGUUGAAAUGAAACUUCUGGCUCAGCAGAGGGAUCUUCAGAUUUGUGGAGAGUUUCUCUUAUCCUUGUUUCAUCUAUGCCAGGCAAAGAUUCCUGAUAUAGAGAAAUGCUUGGACAUAGUUGCUACCUUGCAAGCUAAAAAGGGCAGUGGUGAGGCACUAAUUGCUGAUUUUGAAGUGUCAGAAGGGAUUUAUUCUCGGGCAAGAAUUGAAGAAUCUGAUUCGGUGUGUCUAUGGCUUGGGGCAAAUGUCAUGCUGGAGUAUUCAUGUGAAGAGGCUACUACCCUUCUUAAGAAAAACUUGGAAAAUGCAAAAGCCAGCUUAGAAGUUCUUGUUGCCGAUCUACAAUUUUUGAGGGAUCAAGUGACAAUCACUCAGGUCACGAUUGCCCGAGUAUACAACUGGGAUGUGCAUCAACGCAAGUUUCGACAAGCUGCCAGUCCAAAAGAAUCAUUAUAAAAAUCUAUGUACGUGGUACUCACUUUUGCUGCAAAGAGUACGAGUUAGAUCUUUGUUCAUCGUUUUAGGUAAGCUUUGCACACUCCUCUAGCAGGAUCCUGGAUUAUUAUUCAGACCAUCAGUUGUUGGGCUUGUAGCAAUUUUGUAAGAAAGCAAAUGUUUAUUGGUGAGUGUGUAUUUACUAGAUGGUUAGGAGCAAAAGUAUAAUAAUACAAUCUGUCUAAAAAAAAAGUAUAAUGAUACAAUUGUUUGCAAAGAUUGUCAAAUUGUGGUAUCACCAUGUUAUAUUGUUUCCUUAGGGGGCUUGUCUCUGGUCAUUGUACUCCAAAGAGAUGAAUGAAUAGCUCCAGUUUGUCUGACUUUAUUAUCUCA